AGAUCACCCUUGACCUCAGCCCAACUGGCUUCAACAUAGUUAGAGCGCUGUUCAUGUAUGAGGGACCUCUACCAAGUUCGAGCAUCAUGGAACCUUCGGAUAGCACAGGCGAAUCUACAAGCGGACAUCAGCCGAAACGCGACGCUGUGAGGUUCUCGUCUACCUUGAGCUUGUACAUGACAUUGCUGGGAUAUUCCCUGGGAUUUUCCGACAUUUGGAGAUUCCCUUUCCUAGCCUACAGGAACGGUGGAGGGGCUUUUUUAAUACCUUUCCUUAUCAUGGCCUUUGUUUGCGGAGUUCCGUUAUAUUUCAUGGAAUUCUCGAUAUCAAAGUUCUCUGGAAGAGGACCAUAUCAGGUCUGGGACUUUUGUCCCUUAUUCAGAGGAGUGGGAAUGGCAGUUUCGAUGGCGUACUUUAUAUACAUAGUCGGUUCAAGUAUCUUUCGUUGCUGGUUUUUUGAGUUUGCCUAUUAUACAUUCAAUAAUCCGAUCCCAUUUACAACUUGCAAUAACCAUUGGAACACAAAAACUUGCAUGAAUGAAACAUUCGAACUACACUUCAAUGAAUCUUCUGUGGUGAACAUGAAUAUGACUACUUUGUCAACAAUGUAUGUGAAGAAUGACGUCCAUACAUCCACGAUCGAGAUACCAAGAAUGUCCGCUGCAGAGGAGUUUUGGCAAUUCCAAGCAUUGAAACUAUCAUCAGGUAUCGACGAUUAUUCGCAUUUUAUAUGGAAGUACGUCCUCGUGAUGUUUGUCUUUCGAAUAUUUGUGUCGUUAACUGUCGUCAAAAGUAUAAAAACCAUUGAAAAGGUCAUCUAUGUGACGCUUAUUUUUCCGAUUCUGUUUUCUGUGGCGUUAUUUAUUCGGUCACUUUUGUUACCUGGAUCAUCAGAUGGAAUAUAUUAUUUUUUCUAUCCUAAUUUUGCUCUUCUAUUGGAACCGAGGCUGUCCUUGUUAAAGGUUUGGAUUGAGGCUACAUUGAUGGCGUUCUAUACGCUUUCUUUUGGAUGGGGGUCGCUCAUGACUAUGGGAUCACAUGCAUCCUUUGGAGAUAAUAGUUACAGGACAGCGUUUGUUUGUACUUUCCUGGACGUGGGAAUGGCUGCUUUUAAUGGAUUGGUUUGCUUCUCCGUUCUGGGCAACAUGGCACACACCUUCGAGGUCCCGGUCACCGAGGUGAUCAAUGCAGGGUUUUCCACUGGUUUGGUAUCGUAUAUCACAGCCCUCAGCACUUUGCCCAUGCCUCAACUCUGGACAUUUCUAUUCCUAUUGUCAGGAGUCUUGUAUGGAACGGAAGGGCAGAUGAUUCCGAUUGAAAUGAUGGUUCAGCUGAUUGGCGACUUGUUCCCGAGACUAAAGGCUGGGUUCCGUAUUCCAACCUUGAUUGUUAUAACUGCAGCCAUGUUUGUCCUCUCAUUUCCGACUUGCACAGGCGCCGGAGCAUACAUUUUCUUGCUGGUAGACUGGUACGCCGGAUCAUGGACGGGACCCAUCGUUGCUUUAAUCGAGGUCAUAGCAGUUGCUUGGGUAUAUGGAUUGGACCGUUUUAGUGAAGAUGUACAAUUAAUGCUUGGCCGGCCUCUUCAUGCAGUGUAUAGGUUGCUCCUUGCUUUCGUGUCGCCUUCGAUCGUGCUGGUUAUAUUUUUCAUGAGUUGUGUGAAGUACGUUCCCCCAAACUACGGGUCGUAUAAAUACCCUGGUUACGCACAAGCUAUUGGGUGGGGAAUGGUGGUGAUCAUCGUGGCCCCGAUAUUCGGCUACGCUGUUCUCAAUAUCUACCGGGCCAAAGGCACCCUUACCCAGAGAAUCAGUUCCCUGUGUAGACCCACCGACACGUGGGGACCAUGCGGGGAUGGAAUGGAUUGCAACUACAGGAAUAACAGAAUCAAAUACUCGGAGAGAACUUUCUGGGAUCUGUUUUACUUCAAUGUGUUUGGUCGAUAUCCAAAUAAUUCUGCCAUGAAAUUAUUGUUAGAACAUGAACUGACUGUUCUUAGAUCCUAAAAGAAUGAGUUUGCGUAAAAUCAAAUUUAUUUACAAUUUAUAAGACUCUUCUGAUCAAGUUGAAAAUUGGCUCAGUUAAACCACCUACAUGUAUACUCUUAACUUACAAUUAUUUUGUCAUCAUGGGUUAUUAUAAUAAGUAUAAUUAUAUGUCAACCGCGAAAUGGGAAGUGAUUGAACAAUAAUGAUUUAAUAGUACCACUCACAUAACUAAAGCGAUAUAUGACAAUAUUUAAUUUGAUGCAGUUAGGUCUAAGAGAAUAUUAAAAUAUGCGGGCUUUUAUCAAACUUGUCCAAUUACAGUAUGCAUGCCUACAAGUAUAAAUAUUGCUUUGAAGUUUUUAAGGAUUGUAUAAGAAACUAUUAAAAUGGCAUAGAC
Molecule: messenger RNA, 2385 nt
Organism: Mya arenaria
Lineage: Eukaryota; Metazoa; Mollusca; Bivalvia; Myida; Myidae
Product: sodium- and chloride-dependent glycine transporter 2-like
Exons: 14
Coding region: 54-2006 (650 amino acids)
Biological process (GO): sodium ion transmembrane transport
Cellular component (GO): membrane
Molecular function (GO): L-amino acid transmembrane transporter activity
Source: RefSeq, a predicted model, not a curated record